This is a messenger RNA of Rhopilema esculentum, 2054 nucleotides long. RefSeq names its product DNA damage-regulated autophagy modulator protein 1. The record is from RefSeq and is a predicted model, not a curated record. NCBI's taxonomy places the organism in Eukaryota, Metazoa, Cnidaria, Scyphozoa, Rhizostomeae, Rhizostomatidae.
CUAUCACGUGACAAUACAGUACAGGCUAAAAGAGGCUCUUCGUUGUUGUGCCAUUUCACUGAAGUUGUUGCCGAGAGAAGUUGCUUCUGCAAGGGUACGCCUGAUUAGAGGAGCACAACUCUUUUGCAAGAUGGCAAAUGUUAUGGAGAUUUUGCUCUGCAAAUGGAUAAGGCCACACCAUUUCAUAGUUCUGAUGGUGUCUGCUCUCAUGGUUUCUUUCUUUACAGCAUAUGGUAUGUCUGUAAACUCAGAUCAUGUGAAUCCGCUUUUGCCCUAUAUCAGUGAAACUGGGACCACAGCUCCAGAAAGCUGUAUUUUUGGUCUCUUUCUGAACAUCGGAGCAUUUUUCUCCUUCAUAUGCAUGUUCAUACGGCAUGAAAACUAUGCAAAUUACACAUCCCAUCGAUCCUGUCAUUUGCUUAAUGACAUUGGACUUUUUGUUGGGUUCUUCAGUGCCUUUGGAUUGUGUAUUGUUGCCAAUUUUCAGGAGACUAAUAUUCUAACGGUCCAUCUCAUUGGUGCUGGAAUGACAUUUGCUUGUGGAGUUGCAUAUUGCUGGGUCCAUUCCUACCUGACAUACAAGAGCUAUGAGAAUGGACUCAAUUCCAGAUUAACAAUUUAUUUACGGUUUCUGAUCUCGUUCUUUGUCACAGUUUUUUUCAUCUUUGUUUUUGUUGGAGCUUCCUUUGCAAACUUAGAGUGGGCAAAUGGAAAGACUGGUAAUUCAACAAAGAUGCAUUGGACAGAUGAACUACCGGGCUACAAUUGGCAUUUAACAAGCACUUUCUCAGAAUGGCUAAUGGCAUUCUUUUUUAUCAUAUUCUUCACCACGUUCUUCCAAGAGUUCAGGAAAAUACGCUUGUCAGUGAAAUCUCUCGCCUUGUUUAAUGUCGAUUCGCCAGGGAUUCUUCCAGAUAGCUUAUCUGAACAGUACCUGGCAUAAUGACUUGUUUUAGCACACUCAGGACGUGAACUGCAUCUAUUGGUGGCAUGAUUUUAGAUUUUUAACCAUUUUGAUAAUUAUUAGUUUUUGUUUUCUCAAAUUUUGUGAUUUCAAAUAAAAAAUCGAAUAUCGUAAGAUUACAUAUUAUUAAUAUAAUCAAAGUAAUUAUUUUGUCAGCGUUUUGGAAUGUUAUAUUGGCCCUGCACUUCAGAUGGAGAAAAAUGCAUUCAUUGAAGGGGCCCAAUGUAUAAUGCUCCUUUGAUGUUACUAUUAAGUUUUUGCUAUUGUCCUAAAAUUUCCUUAAAAAGUACAGAAUCGCAGCUCAAGAAACGUCUUUAUUUUAAUUAAAUUCCAUACCACAGUCCUUAUAGUGACCAACUUCUUUGUUUUCCCCUCCUCCCCUAAUCCAACAUCCCUGUAAAUAAUCCUUAUCAAACUCAAUCAGCACAAAUGUGCAUUAUGUGUAAAUUUUCAAAUCUCGAACUCGUCUUCUUCUUGCUCAAAAGCAAGAAAUAAUUAUUUUUCUAAAAAAUUUACAAAAUUUAGGAAGGAUAUUGUUUUUGGUAUAAAAAAUGUAUGUUUGACCAUUGAUUGAAUAAAUGUAUUAAGGGUUUUACACAAACACCAUAUAAAAAGCUACCUGAACGCAUGUCGUAGUAGAGUUCCUUUUCUCUAAACAGUCCUUUUUUUCUCCUUUAUCAAAUGUCAUUUACAGUUACCAUUUAAAAUUCUUUCUAUUUUCUUGUUAUUUUUCAAUCUCUUUUUGUUUUCUCCUUUCUUUUUUCCUUUGCAUUGCAUUUCAUCUUUAAAUUGCUGCAGUUUUUUUACCAGGACCUUCUUUCUUCUUUAUUUCCUUUUUUGCUAUCCCUGUAUGUGGAUCCAUCUUUAUAAUCUGUCGUUCUAUCCUGUUUAUUUUUUUAAAUCUAUUGUUUUCUGUUUACAAUUGUUUUGUGAUUCUUUCUUUACAACUGCAAAUGUCUAGUAAGUUUGACCACUUACUAAAUUUAUUUGUUUCUGAAAACAACAUCCAUUUAUCCCUUGCUGUGCAAAAAAAGUUGUGCAUAUAUUAAACCCCCGUAUAAUGCAUUCAUACAAAAUAGCAAAGUGAAAA